Molecule: messenger RNA, 1530 nt
Organism: Pundamilia nyererei
Lineage: Eukaryota; Metazoa; Chordata; Actinopteri; Cichliformes; Cichlidae
Gene: msi1b
Product: musashi RNA binding protein 1b
Exons: 16
Coding region: 266-1312 (348 amino acids)
Biological process (GO): regulation of translation; central nervous system development
Cellular component (GO): cytoplasm
Molecular function (GO): mRNA binding
Source: RefSeq, a predicted model, not a curated record
UAGUGAUGGCAGCAGCUUUGACUCCGUAGCCGCGUGUCUCGGUGGUGGGAUGAGAGAGAGAGAGCGUGAGUGAGAGACAACAGCGAGGACUGACUGGAGGGGGGAGGAGGAGUCUGUCCCAGCCUGCAUCUGGCCCGCUCCCCUCUCUGUCACCCCGGGCCAAACCCGCCCAGCUCCUCUCACUCACUCUCCGCCUGUUUUCCCGCACGGCUCGGCCCGGACACACACACAGAGCACCCACUCACACACGGCGCGAGGACACGGAAUGGAGACGGAAGGGAGCCAGAGCAGCCUGUCCACCGCGGACUCCCCGCAUGACCCCUGCAAAAUGUUCAUAGGUGGACUCAGCUGGCAAACAACACAAGAGGGUCUGAAGGAGUACUUCUGCAAGUAUGGCGAGGUGAAGGAGUGUAUGGUGAUGCGAGAUCCAGUUACUAAGCGCUCGAGAGGGUUCGGAUUCGUCACCUUUGUCGAUCAGGCUGGCGUGGAUAAAGUUUUGGCUCAAACCAGGCACGAGUUGGACUCCAAAACAAUCGAUCCAAAGGUCGCAUUUCCUCGCAGAGCCCAGCCCAAGUUGGUCACUCGAACCAAGAAAAUCUUUGUGGGAGGCCUGUCGGUGAACACGACUAUCGAGGACGUCAAGCAGUACUUCGACCAGUUUGGGAAGGUCGACGAUGCCAUGCUCAUGUUCGACAAGACCACCAACAGACACAGAGGAUUCGGCUUUGUAACAUUUGAGAAUGAAGACGUGGUGGAGAAAGUGUGCGAGAUCCACUUCCACGAGAUCAACAAUAAAAUGGUGGAGUGCAAGAAAGCGCAGCCCAAGGAGGUGAUGUCCCCCACCGGCUCGGCCAGGGGGCGCUCUCGGGUGAUGCCGUAUGGGAUGGACGCCUUCAUGCUGGGCAUCGGUAUGCUGGGUUAUCCAGGCUUUCAGACUGCCACCUACACCAGUCGGAGCUAUGCUGGCAUCACUCCUGGAUACACCUACCAGUUUCCUGAGUUCCACUUAGAGAGGACUCCCCUUCUGACUUCACCCCACCCCCCUGAGCUCACAGCCAUUCCGCUCACGGCAUAUGGACCAAUGGCAGCUGCGGCAGCAGCGGCAGUAGUCAGAGGCUCCACCCCGUCUCGUUCUGCUGGAUUUUUAGGUACAAGCAGCCCAGGUCCGAUGGCAGACCUUUAUGGAACAGCCAGUCAGGAAUCGGCCGUCAGCAGUUACCUCAGCGCUGCAAGCCCUGCACCAAGCACUGGAUUCAGCCAUAGUCUGGGGGGCCCUUUGAUUGCCACGGCCUUCACUAACGGCUAUCACUGAGAGUUGCAGAGCUGUAGACUGAGAGCUGGAAGGAGUUGAAGCUGCUUUGGAGCUGAUCUGGCCUGUCUCUGUCCAGUCCACGUCUCCGGCUGGGGUGGCCUAACCUGUAGCCAACCUGCCCUGGUGUCAGCUACAUCCAGUUGACUCUACUGACACCACACUAAACUCCACCACAAUUUUAUUUUUUUUGGGGGGGGGGGGCUUUAAAGGAAAAAAAA